Messenger RNA from Rhipicephalus sanguineus (brown dog tick), 1326 nucleotides. RefSeq lists its product as uncharacterized. The record is from RefSeq and is a predicted model, not a curated record. Gene Ontology annotation, molecular function: zinc ion binding; RNA binding; double-stranded DNA binding. The transcript has a single exon. Gene Ontology annotation, biological process: activation of innate immune response. The coding region runs from base 37 to 1326 and encodes 429 amino acids. NCBI's taxonomy places the organism in Eukaryota, Metazoa, Arthropoda, Arachnida, Ixodida, Ixodidae.
AUUCUGCUUCUGGACGCCGAUCGGUGCGGACGCAGGAUGGAUAGCUCGCCCCGAGCAGCGACAGCGGUCGACGCCGGCCGCGGUACAGCGUCUCCUCUCGUUCCAAAAGAAUACAGGAUUAUUCUGCCUUCGUUGCCAUCAGGAGAAGCGAUGAAACGAGCAGUUGCACUACACUGCGACGUCAGUGGUCGACCAUAUCGCAUCGACGACUUCAGGAAACCCCUCAAAGACUUGGCUGUGAUACAGCAAGUGAGUGGCAUUGGGGCAUAUCAGAUGUCGCACGUGUGGUUAUUGAACAUGAAGACUGACGAAGCGAAGAAAAAGCUAACAGAAGCAGGCGUCCUGAAAGUUAAAAACCGGGUGUGCCUUGUCAUCGACCCGACACGUCAAGAAGUUAAGAUGAAGCUGCACUGGCUGGCGUUUGAUGUUACAAGGGAAGCUAUCCGACGUGCCUUCUAUGAGUACGGCGACGUCAAGGAGGUGAGCGAUGAUCGGUGGAGGGUUGAGGAUUUUGAAGGAGUAGAAUCAACAACCCGUAUGAUACGCUUGCAGCUACGAGAAGGUGUUUCUGUGGAUCAACUGCCGCAUCAAAUGCGUAUUGGAAGCAUUAUGGCACUUGUCGUAGUGCCAGGGAGAGCGCCUUUGUGCUUGCGGUGCCGAAGUACGGGGCACAUGCGACGCGAUUGCAAAGUUCCAAGGUGCAGCGACUGUCACUCUUUCGGACAUGAGCGAGAUGAGUGCACCCGCUCGUACGCUCGAGCUGCCGGGCGACAAUCUGAGACUCAACAGAGUGAACUCAUCAUGGAUGAAGAAGAAUCGGAACAAGCGUCGGUGCCUGCAACACCACAGAAGCUAACGUCAUCGGAUGAUGCGGCGGUGUUGAACAACAGUAAGGAGCUUUCUAUAACCUCCGACAUGAACGCCGAGCAAAGGAAAGAAACUGCAGUAGCCACGGAGGGUACAACAGUGAACGGACAGACGCGCCCCGCGCCUGCAGCAGACGCCGCGCCGCUGCAAGCAAACCGCCUGGAAAUCUCGGCGUCGCCGCUCAAGCCUACUGUGACACCAUUGAAAUCGGCUUCACAUCAUCCUUUACGGAUAGAAACAGAAGAAACGCAAAGUUUGCUUGGUGAUCUGAAUACUUCGAGUAUGGAUUUAGAGGUAGCGUCUUCAAAACGCCGGCACGAUUCAGAUGAUGGUGCUCAAGAGGAUGAAGCACAAGUGAAGUCUGAAGUGCAGUGGAAGGUGGUCAGUGGAGGAAAGAAACGAAACGCUGCCCGACAACGGUCGUCGUCGCUCAAACGCGACGACGGCCGCGCAAACUAG